AUGGCACACAUUGCGUUGGCUCUUCUCAGCAUCCUGGUCACAGUCAAUGCAGCCUUGGAAGUAAGCUAUCCUAUCAAUGCACAACUACCCCCGGUAGCUCGGGUAUCGCAGCCAUUCGAAUUCGUCUUCUCGCAAGGCACGUUUUCUGGUAGCAACCCGGACACCCAAUACUCGCUUUCCGACGCGCCGUCAUGGCUCAAACUAGACAGCCACAGCCGUACACUAUCCGGCACGCCCCAGAAGGAAGACCAAGGAUCCCCGAAAUUCAACCUCGCAGCAUCAGAUGGGUCGGGGUCAGUCAGCAUGGAGGUUACCCUGGUCGUGACGACAGAUGACGGACCGAAACCUGGGAGGCCAUUGCUUCCGCAACUCGAAAAUAUGGGUGCAACAUCUGCUCCAGACACGAUCUUCAUACACUCGGGUGACUCAUUCUCGUUAUCCUUCGAGCCCGAAACAUUCACCAACACGCGCCCAUCUACUGUUUACUAUGGGACUUCUCCCGAUAACGCCCCGUUGCCAUCAUGGGUUGGAUUCGAUCAAGCGUCACUCAAGUUCUCGGGGGCCACACCGGCUAGUGGACCUCAGACCUUCAGUUUCAAUCUAGUUGCUUCGGAUGUGGCGGGGUUCAGUGCAGCGAUCAUGACCUUUGAGAUGACGGUUAGCCCACAUAUCCUGGCCUUCAAUCGGAGCACGCAGACUUUCUUUCCUUCCCGAGGGAAACAGUUCACCAGCCCUCAAUUCGCAAGCAAUUUGACAUUAGACGGUCACGAUAUAACGAAAGAUGACUUGAAGGAUGUCCAUGUGGACUCCCCGAGUUGGUUGUCUCUGGACAAGGAGACCAUUUCACUGAGCGGUACUCCUCCGGCAGAUGCAACAGACCAGAAUGUCACCAUCAGCGUGACAGAUGGAUUCCAUGAUGUGGCAACGCUAAUUGUUAGCCUGCAAUUUUCUCAGUUCUUCCACAAUAACCCAGAUGAAUGUGAUGCCACUAUCGGGAAAUAUUUCACGUUCAUCUUCGACGACGCUGUCUUGACGAAUGACUCGGUCCAGCUCGACGUGGAUAUGGGACAGGACCUGUCGUGGUUACACUACAACCGCGACAACAAGACUCUCUACGGACAGGUCCCUUCGGACAUUGACCCGGGGAGUUUCCACAUCAACCUCACGGCUCGAGAAGAGACGGCAGAGGACACUCGCCAGUUCACAAUCAAUGCGGUGUCGGAAGAGGACACAGAUGACGCCCAGGGCCCGGUUGAUAAUCCAGACCCAGGCCACAGUAGUAGCAGUCACGCAGGAAAAGCCGGCAUUAUCGCUAUUGCGGUUGUCGUUCCGUUCGUGUUCUUGAGUACCGUCAUACUUCUGUUCUGUUGCUGGCGUCACAAACGUAAAGCAGCCGCCACCUCCCCCGAAGAUGGGGAAUCAUCUGAGAAGAGAUUAUCACUGCAGCCCGAUGGUGGUGGCUUUACUCAUUGUCAACGUUUUGAAGACACCACUCAGGGCGAGCCACCAGAGAUGUUUCGAAGCCCUUCACCAUCAUCGAAGCCCCCCAAAUUGGAGCUACCGUCGUGGAGCGCAAGUCCCCUAGGCGACACGGGGCAUCUCCGGGACGCCGCUGACAAGGAAAACACCUUCCCAGGCUCGACCAUCGAAUGGGACUUUGCGCCUCUGCGAGGAGGAGAGCCCGAGCCGGAGGAGAUAAAACCGGUCGAAGAAGCACCAGCACAGCCGAAGCGACUGUCCUUCCAGAACAGCCCUCCUUUGCGCAGAAAGACCACGACCAAUUCCAGGAAACGCGAACCUCUCAGGUCGAUUCAACCCAGGAGAUCUUUGAAGCGAAAUUCGACUGCGUCUCGAUCACGGAGGUAUUCCAAACGGUCCAGUGGUAUUUCCACAGUUGCGUCGGGGCUCCCAGUAAGACUCAGCGGUGCUGGACAUGGGGCAGGUGUUUUCGGGCCUCCAGGGCACGGCGUGGUUCGCAUGUCCUGGCAAAACACCCAGGCAGGCUUCCAGAGUGAUGAUAGCGAUGUGGAAAACUUGGCCCCUCUGUUCCCUCGACCACCGCCGCGCACACGAGAGAGUGCAGAAUACCCGAAACGAAUGAGUCUCCGAACUGUAGAGCCCGACGCUCUCACAAUCUCCGAGGCAGACUCAUUGGAGGCAUUUGUCCACAGCCGUGCGAAGAGCCGGAACUCUUCCAACCCCCUGUUUGCCGGCCAAUUCAGCCGUCGGGCGUCUUCGGGCGGCCGUGCCUUAGAACGAGCCCGGAGUACAGUCAGUAGGGCGGACACGUUAGCGAGCUCCAACUAUGUCGAUGAUUAUCGACACUCCAUCCAGGACCGUCCGUGGUCGACGGCAAUGUCUGCCUCCAUAUACACCGACGAUAAUCGCCAGUCCGCUUAUCUACACUGCCUGUCUGAAGAAUCCUUCGACACGCCGAUGCCCGGCUCAGUGCGCAAGUUGCCCAGUCAAUCCAGCCUAGCGCAGAAUUACUCGGAUGCGAUCGCGCCGCUUCCUCGGCCCUACAGCGAGCUGAGCUUGAACAGCACAAGACGGUUCUAUGGAGGGGGCGCGUUUGGCAAAGAAAACGACCCACCCUAUGAGCAGCACACCGGGGGAGGAACUCGCCCUUGGCUCCAGGCCACUUCCUACUCACAUGGUGACAUGCCUGGCACUGGGCCGCCUUUGCGACACAGUCCCUCCCUUUUCUCGAUCCCACACGACAACCGACCACGUCGGGUGAGCUUGACCCGAGUGGCAGAGCAAGAUUGGGACGAGCCACAGGCCAUGGCCAUCCCAAGAGACCUGACAGGAAGCGUGCGAAGUGACACGGCAGCCUUUGUGUAAAUGAGGAAGACUGGAG
Messenger RNA from Aspergillus heteromorphus CBS 117.55, 2860 nucleotides. RefSeq names its product putative transmembrane glycoprotein. The transcript has a single exon. The record is from RefSeq and is a predicted model, not a curated record. The coding region runs from base 1 to 2844 and encodes 947 amino acids. NCBI's taxonomy places the organism in Eukaryota, Fungi, Ascomycota, Eurotiomycetes, Eurotiales, Aspergillaceae. Gene Ontology annotation, cellular component: membrane. Gene Ontology annotation, molecular function: calcium ion binding.